UGGUCGAUUUUUUAGAAAAAACAUGACUGACUCUAAAUAUUUUGCGACCACCAAGAAGGGGGAGAUCUUCGAACUAAAAGCGGAACUGACGAGUGACAAGAAAGAGAAGAAAAAGGAGGCCGUGAAAAAGGUGAUUGCUUCGAUGACUGUGGGAAAGGAUGUGUCUGCGCUGUUUCCUGAUGUGGUUAACUGCAUGCAGACAGACAACUUGGAACUAAAGAAGCUAGUGUAUCUCUAUUUGAUGAACUACGCCAAGAGUCAGCCAGACAUGGCCAUCAUGGCAGUCAAUACUUUUGUGAAAGAUUGCGAAGACACCAAUCCACUGAUCAGAGCACUGGCUGUUAGAACCAUGGGAUGCAUCAGGGUUGAAAAGAUAACCGAAUAUUUGUGCGAACCCCUAAGACGAUGCUUGAAAGACGAGGAUCCAUAUGUUCGCAAAACAGCCGCUAUUUGCGUCGCUAAGCUGUAUGACAUAAACGCAGACCUAGUCAAAGACCAAGGCUUCAUUGACAAACUGAUGGAGCUAAUCUCGGAUUCGAACCCGAUGGUGGUUGCUAAUGCAGUUGCUGCGCUGGCCGAGAUCAAUGCGGAACCAGAGAUGACUCCGUCUAGUGUGAACAAAUUACUAACCGCACUGAACGAGUGCACUGAAUGGGGACAGGUGUUCAUUCUGGAUUCGUUGUCCAACUACGACCCGAAAGACGAAAACGAAGCACAGAGCAUCUGUGAUCGGGUCACGCCGAGACUCUCACAUGCUAACUCAGCUGUAGUGCUCUCCUGCAUCAAGGUGAUAAUGAAGCUGCUGGAGAUGUUGAAUGGAGAAGAUGCAGUGGCUAACCUGGUGAAGAAACUGGCGCCUCCUCUGGUCACUCUUCUGAGCAGUGAGCCAGAGAUCCAGUAUGUGGCACUGCGUAACAUCAACCUCAUCGUCCAGAAGCGACCCGCAGUUUUGCGAAACGAAAUGAAGGUGUUUUUCGUGAAGUACAAUGACCCGAUCUAUGUGAAGUUGGAGAAGCUGGACAUCAUGAUUAGAUUGGCCAAUCAGCAGAACAUAGGCAGUGUGCUGAGUGAACUAAAAGAGUACGCCACUGAAGUGGACGUCGACUUCGUAAGGAAGGCUGUCCGAGCUAUCGGAAGGUGCGCGAUAAAAGUGGAAAGUGCAGCUGAGAAGUGUGUGCAGACGCUGAUUGAAUUGAUCCAGACUAAAGUUAACUAUGUUGUACAGGAGGCCAUAGUUGUAAUCAAAGACAUCUUCCGAAAGUACCCGAACAAAUACGAAGGUAUCAUAGCAACUCUUUGUGAGAAUUUGGAUUCACUCGACGAGCCUGAAGCGCGAGCUGCUAUGAUUUGGGUUUUGGGUGAAUACGCGGAGAGAAUUGACAAUGCCGACGAGCUUCUCGAAACCUUCCUUGAAGGUUUCCAUGACGAGUCGACUCAGGUUCAGUUGCAGCUUCUGACUGCAAUUGUUAAACUGUUCCUGAAGAAACCGACCGAGACUCAAGAUCUGGUUCAGAAUGUCUUGUCUCUAGCCACUCAAGAUAGUGAUAAUCCGGAUCUGAGAGACAGAGGCUAUAUAUACUGGAGGUUGCUCAGUACAGAUCCAGCGGCUGCUAAGGAGGUUGUUCUGGCUGAAAAGCCUCUCAUUUCAGAGGAGACUGAUCUCCUGGAACCGACAUUGCUUGAUGAGCUGAUUGCACAUAUUGGUUCCCUGGCUUCGGUUUAUCACAAACCUCCAGCUGCAUUCAUCGAAGGAUCAGAAAUGAGAAGAAUCAAACCAGUGGGUAGAUCUGGUCCUUCUUCGUCCCAAGAUGCGAAUGCCACUCUGACAGACCACAAUUCGACUAGCAGCAGCAUGCAGCAGGGCCCAUCCAUCAUUCCAACUGCAGACUCCAUGAGCGGAGACCUCCUCGGAGACCUGCUAGAUCUCGGUCCUUCGCAAUCCUCUAAUCAACCGACUAGUUUCGGAGCAUCCUCCAGUGAAGAUGCUGGCGCUAUUGAUCUCCUCUCGAUGGGCCUGGAUUCACUCCUGACUGGACCUACGAACGCCGCUGGACCAGGUAGUCUGGGGUCCACUGGUGCUGCAGCCAGCAGUGGUCUGGAUGAUUUACUCGGAGGAGGAGGAGGUCUGCUGGGCGGGCCAUCGUCCUUGGGUUCAACCGGAAUGCCCCCUGCUGUCCCUCCUGCCAGUGGAAUGGGUGGUCUGGACGACCUGUUCUCCCUCGGAACUAGCUCAGCCCCGCCCGGAUUCGCUUUCUACUCUCCACCCAAACAGGAGUGGCUCAAUGCUGCUAGCAACAAGGGACUUGAGAUCCAGGGAAGUUUCACAGUGCAAAGUGGGACGAUCUUCGCGGACAUGACAUUUGCAAACCGGGCCAUGCAAGACUUCUCAGACUUCGCUAUCCAGUUCAACAAGAAUUCGUUUGGACUCAUGCCUGCUGGACCCCUCAACGUGACUAGACUGAUGCCACAGCAGAGUCUGGACGUCAAGCUCCCCAUCCAGAAGGGAGGCGCUAUUCUGAAGAUGGACCCAUUGAACAAUCUCCAGGUGGCCAUUAAGACGAAUGUGGGUGUGUUCUACCUGGCGACCCAGGUGCCCUGGAAUGUGUACUUUGGAGCAGAUGGAGUGCUGGAUGGAAGGACUUACGUGGAGAUGUGGAAGGGAUUUAACAGUGCCAGCGAGAUGAAGAAGACACUCUUUCUAACACACUCCCAGCACGAUAUUAAAGGUAAAUUGGCGGCCAACAAUGUGUUCACGGCAAAGGAGGUCAACCACGAGGGAGUGACUGUGUUCUACAUGUCCAUCAAACUCAUCAACAACAUCUACGUCCUCAUGGAGCUCAAGUUCAACCAGGACGGCUCAGUUGGAAUAGCCAUGAACGGAAGCUUCCCUGACGUGCUCAAAUACGUGUUCGAAGCAGUCGAAACCAUCCUGCACAGCUGAACAAAUCAACAUAUUACGUAAUAGUGAUCACGUGCUUGUGUAAUAGCAACUACGUGCUAGUUACGUACUAGUUCAUGCCCGUUCAAAAAGUACCGUUAUAUCCAAAUUUUGACUUAACACAGCCGAAGAUUUGAAGGCUUGUUUGCUGAGAGCGCCAAGAUGUAGAAACUUUAUAAAUAUCUGUAUCCCAAUUUUGAUGAGAAUGAGUUUAUAAUGUAAUCAAUCGACACAUGUGAUUUCCCGCAUAAAAUUUUGAGCAGUAGAGCUAGUUUUAGCAACGAUGGUGUAACGUACCAAAAGUGCUGAUGUCCAAUUCAUAAUGCAAAACAAUGUUUUUCAUUGCAUGUUUAUUUUGAGCUGUGUGAUGUGAUUAAGGUGUUAAAACAUGUAAUAGGACUACGUAUAAGAUUCGAUCAGGUGGUUUCAAUUUGAAUGUUGAUAAUUUUUUGUGUUAAAAAUUGUAACUUAAUAAAAUAAUUUGUGUAUAUUUAUCAAAUUAAUUAAAUCAGUCUUAUU
Messenger RNA from Symsagittifera roscoffensis, 3457 nucleotides. RefSeq names its product AP-1 complex subunit beta-1-like. Gene Ontology annotation, cellular component: membrane coat; clathrin adaptor complex. The transcript has 15 exons. The record is from RefSeq and is a predicted model, not a curated record. Gene Ontology annotation, molecular function: clathrin binding. NCBI's taxonomy places the organism in Eukaryota, Metazoa, Xenacoelomorpha, Acoela, Convolutidae. Gene Ontology annotation, biological process: vesicle-mediated transport; intracellular protein transport. Bases 23 to 2941 code for a protein of 972 amino acids.